AGGACGCGGCUGCAGUUUCCGGGAGGUGCCAAUCGGCGGGGGCCUGACGUGUUGCUUGUCCGCUCACUGCCUCUUCCCCCUCUCCGCUGUCUGUGCGGCCCGCGGCUGCUCUUCCCGCUUCGCCGCCAUGAACACAGCGCUGUCUCGGGCUAACUCGCUCUUCGCCUUCUCGCUGAGCGUGAUGGCCGUGUUGACGCUCGGCUGUUUCCUCACCACCGCCUUCAAGGAGCGCAGCGUCCCGGUGCACAUCCAGGUCUCCAAAGUCAUACUGAAAAAUGUAGAAGAUUUCACAGGACCCAGAGAAAGAAGUGAUUUGGGAUUGAUCACAUUUGACCUGUCUGCAGAUUUGAAGCCAAUCUUUGACUGGAAUGUCAAGCAACUGUUUCUUUAUUUAUCAGCAGAGUACAAAACAAAAAAUAAUGCAUUGAAUCAGGUUGUUCUCUGGGACAAGAUUGUACUUCGUGGAGACCAAACGAAGUUGGAUCUGAAAGAUAUGAAGUCAAAAUAUUUCUUCUUUGAUGAUGGAAAUGGUCUGAAGGGUAAUGAAAACAUCACAUUGACUCUGUCCUGGAAUGUGGUCCCAAAUGCUGGGAUUCUGCCUCUUAUAAUGGGUUCAGGGCACUACUCUGUUGCAUUUCCAGACUCGUAUGAGAUGACAAAAAGCUAUUGAACUUCUGACUCUUUUCUUUGUUAUAGUACCUUUUAUUGUUGUAAUUUGAAGCUCAUAACUCAGAACGUAUUUUUAUAUCCAAAUAUCAUGUCUGCGAGGCUGGGGUGAAAAAAACCUGAAAACUCCCCGCAAAUGAAAAUAAAAAUGGGUGACUGUUUUGUAUUUUUUUGUAAUGGGCGCACAAAUUUUGCAUUGUAAUUUUUUUUUGGUUCAGAUUUGAUCCCAUUCAAUGACGUGUUGGAUUGGGAUGAGUCGAGAAAGGCGUAUGUCUGCACACUUCACGUGAAACAGAAAUAAACACAUGACUGAUCAUGAAUACGAUACCUAAUUCCUAGGAAAUCCAUCCCUCUUUCCCUUUAAAAGUGUGAUUCAUUUUCUCCAUUAAGAGUUGUCUCAUCAUACACAAUACAUAGGUAGGUUGCUGUUUACACCACAACUUACAUAUAUUUGGUAUUUUUAAAUGUAUUGACUCUUGCAUUAAUAAGAGUUGUGUAGCAUGUUAAAUUGUUCACCUUUGCACCAAACCUGUGCUUGUUACACCAUAGCACUGACUUGUCAUCACCCGGGUCAGUUGAUGAAGGCGCGGACUUGAUGGGCCAAAGAGUCGGUUUCUGUACUUUGGUGCUCUGACUCUAUGAAAUGUCAACUUGUGACUUAGAUAUGUUAAUAUGGUAACCUGCACCUCCAGUGGCCAUUAUCCAGUCGUACAGAGACUUCGUUCAGGUCAGGACUUGGCAGCAUGGUGGCCAGACUUACUUAAGCCCAUCACCCCUACUGAAGCAUAGGCCACCAACAGCAAUUCACCAGAGUCCUUUCUCCUGAGCCAGUCUUUCAAGUUGUCCACAAGUGUAGCCAUCUUCUUGCUGUCAGCGAAGAUCCUUCCUCUCCCAGGUAUGAGGUCUUUAGAGCUACUGCUGGCAUUUCUGUAGCUCUAGGUUUUUAUGGGAUGGGGUUGCUGGCACGAUGCCCAAUCCUCCUCCUUUCACAGCUGGGUUUGGGACCGUCCACGGCAGAGUUAUGUUGACCUGAGAGGCCCUACAUAUUACUCUUAAUUCUCCUGUUUCCAAGACUUGCUACACCCAACAAAGAUUGUUGAUUUUAGGCCUGUCCCCUUAAAUUAACUCCUCCUAUUUUUGGAUCCAAUGGGUAAAGGUUAAUGAUGGGGAGUAGCAAAAUGAGGUGAAGGGGAUUAAGUUCAGCAGUUGCUCAAUCCAUUCAGUGUGUAGAUGGGAAAAGGGUGAAAGUUCUCUUGAUUUAAACAUGAAAGAGAAGGAGUUACAUAGCCAGCCAUGGCAGUUCAGGUGUUCUCUAGAAGGCAAAGCUAAGUCACUGCUUUCUUUUUCUGCCUCCCCAACCCUAAACAAAAGUUCACUGGAUUCAAUUUGUAUCCUUGAAGGAAAUGAUAGCCUCCUUAUUAAUUAUGCUAUGUAAUAAUCUCCCCUCCAACUUCUAAAGCCUUAAUCAUGACAUUUGUUAUGCUCAUUGCAACUUGUUUACUUGCUACGGUGAGGAUUUUAUUUUCUGUGCACAAAAAAUGAAUCCCAUUCCUCAAAUGAAAACAGGUUUACUUCAUCUUAGGACUCUUCAUGUUUUUCUUUACUGUACCUAAAAAAAUACACAAAGUAAAUUGAAGCAUGAGUAUUUAUACCAGUUAUUCUGGGGAUGUUCCGAGCAUUGCUUGUAUCUUGCAGCACAUCAGCUUUUAUACUGUAUAAUUACUGUGAAUUGCAACAAAAAUACAACAAUGUGCAUAUUCUGUGGAACAGAAUAUAUUAAAUCCUUUUCGUGGUAUAUUUUAAUGGUUGGCAAAACACUGUACAUGGGAGGGAAUUGAGGUUGGAACCCAGAAAUCUGAAAGAUUUUUUUAAAAAGGCUGUGCUUUACAAAAAAAAAGCUUGUGUUUGAAUAAAAGGUUUUGAUUUUUUUUGUCCAUGAGGUUUGUCCAUUGUCCAUUGUCCAUUGGUUUGCUGUUAACCUUUUGUACUGCCUCUCACAUUGCUCAAUCACUCACCCUUGAAUUUAUAAUGUAGAAGCCACAUCUGUACAGAACCAAAUGCUUUGCUAAAUGUUUGGCAUGGCAGUGCAACCUGAACCUGACUAGUCACCUGAAGAGUGCAAGUGUGUGGGUGUGUGUGUCCAUUCAUUCGUUCGUUCCCUUGCACUGUUUAAUCUCAUUCUUUGUGUAUCAUUAGCUACUGGACUGCUAAGCCAGAGAUUCAAAUUUAAAAUCCCACUUUGGCAGCUGAAAAGCUUUAACUUGCUUAAUUCAAUAAAAGUGUAGUACCUCUAAUUACAUUGAACAGUACAGCACAGACCCUACUUUGUGUGAUUUAAAAAAAAGCUUAGCCUGUACAUCCCCUUUAAACUUUUCCCCUCUCACCUUACAGCUACAGCCCUGUUGUUGACCUUCAAGAGCAAAAGAAAGCCAUAGACCAUUCUGACCUUACACCUGCUUUGCAAUAAAUUCAUGGUAAUAAAAUCAGUGCCAGUCCCCUGCACUUAACUCUAUUUCCCUCAGUUCUUUCAAAAUCUAAAAAUCUAUUUUGCUAUUUUGAAUAUAUUGAGUCACAGACCUCUCAGGUAGAUAAUGCUAAAGGUCGGCUGUCCUCUUGUCAAUGAAUUUCUUCUCAUCUUAGGCCAGUGUGAUUACUUUCUUUUGAGACUGUGAAAUGUGAUCCAGAUGUCAACCAGAUGAGACAUAAAAGUUCAAAGUAAAUUUAUUUAUUUUUAGUAAUUUUGUAAAUUUAAGUACAUUUGUCACCAUAUCCAACCCUGAGGUUCAUUUUCUCGUAGGCAAUCACAAUAAAUAUAAGAAACACAGUAGAAUCAGUGAAAGACCGCACCCAACAGGACGGCAAGCAACUAAUGUGCGAAAGACUAAAAGCUCUGUAAAUACAAAAAAAGAAAAUCAAAAGAAAUAAUAAUAAAUAAAUUGAGCACUUGAGACGAAGAGUCUUUGAAAGUGAGUCCAUAGGUUAUGGGAAUAGUUCAGUGAUGGAAUGAGAGAAGUUAUCCCCUCUGGUUCAAAAGCAUGAUGGUUGAGGAGUAAUGGCUCCUCAAGUAUCAUCCCUGGAUCUAUGUGGCCAAGUGCAAUAGAAUGUGUAUUUUCCUGUGCAAUCAUUCUGAACUCUAGGCAGUAAAAAUUCAGUCUGGUUGAUAUUUCUUCAAAAGAUUAUUCACAUUCCACAAUCCUAACAAUCAACUGAGUGAAUCUGCAUUGCUUGAUCCAGCAUCAUGAAUGUUUCCUGCAUGUUACUGUACUGAACAUUGUAGACAUUCUAUGUUACAGGCUGCCCCCACCACAUCGUCAGUUUGUGUUGGUUGUUAAAGCAAACGAUGCAUUUCACUGUAUGUUUUGAUGUACAUGUGAUUAAUAGAUUGAUCUAAAUAGAUCUAAUUUAUCAAAACUAUAUCCUUCCUUAGAUGGGGAGUUCAGGUUUGUACAGAAAAUGCAAAUGUCAUCUGAGCAGCAUCCUAUACAAUUGCAGUGAAAUGCUUGUGCCUUGAAUUGAAAUCAUCUUGCAGUAUUAGCGAGCAUACAGUAUACAGUAGCUAUUUAAUUUGUUGUGCCUGUAAGUUUGGGUAAUUCAAUGAACAAGAAUAUCCUGGUCCUUCUGAACACCAGCACAUGAAUCUUUCACCCUAUUGAGAAAAUGCUGCUGCUUCUCGCCCCUCCCCCCAGUAUUCUGCACUAUAAUGUUCCAUUUAUCUUCACCCUUUUAGAUUGCUUAAUUUGUGUAUUUCCCUUUAUUCCUGUCUACAACCUCCUUGCCACCAGGCUUGUAUCAUAGACAAAUCUGGAUACAUAUAGUCCUUUUAUUACCUGUACAGUGCCUAUAAAAUGUAUUCACCCUCCAGGGGUUUUCAUGUUUUAUUGUUUUACAACAUUGAAUCACAGUGGAUUAAUUUGGCUUUUUUUGACACUAAUCAACAGAAAUACUCUUUUGUGUCAAAGUGAAAACAUAUCUAUGAAGCGAUCUAAAUUAAUUACAAACAUAAAACACAAAAUAAUUCAUUGCAUAAGUAUUCAUACCUUCAAGUCAGUAUUUAGUAGAUGAGCCUUUAGCAGCAAUGACAGCCUUGAUUCUGUAUGGAUAAGUCUUCAACAGCUUUGCACAUACAGACACUGCAAUUUUUCCCCAUUCUUCUUUACAAAACUGCUCAAGUUCUGUCUGUUUGCAUAGGGAUCGUGAGUGAACAGCCCUUUUCAGGUCCAACCACAAGUUCUCAAUUGGAUUGAGGUCUGGACUCGGACUUGGCUACUCCAGGACAUCAACUUUGUUGUUUUUAAGCCAUUCCUGUGUAGCUUUGGCUUUAUGCUUGGGGUCAUUGUCUUGCUGAAAAACAAAUCUUCUCCCAAGUCGCAGUUCUCUUGCAAAUUGCAUCAGGUUUUCCCUGUAUUUUGCUGCAUUCAUUUUACCCUCAACCUUCAUAAGCAUUCUAGGGCCUACUGCAGUGAGGCAUUGCCACAGCAUGAUGCAGCCACCACGAUGCUUCACGGUAGGGAUGGUGUGCUUUUGAUGACGUGUGCUGUUUGGCUUUCGGCCUGAUGGCCGAAAAGCUCAAUUUUGGUUUCAUUAGACCAUAAACCUUCCAGCUGACUUCAGUGUCUCCCACAUGCCUUCUAUCAAACUCUAGUUGAGAUUUCAUGUGAGUUUUUUUUUCAACAGUGGCUUUUUCUUUGCCACUCUGCCAUAUAGCUGUGAUUGGUGAAGAACCCGUGCAACAGUUACUGCAUGCACAGUCUCUCCCAAUUCAGCCACUGAAGCUUGGAACUCCUCCAGAGUUGUCAGGUCUCUUGCUGGCCUCUCCCUCACUAGUCCCCUUUUCGCACAGUCACUCAAUUUUUGAGGACGGCCUGCUCUUGGCAGAUUUACAGCUCUGCCAUAUUCUUUCCAUUUCUUGAUGAUUGACUUAACUGUACUCCAACAGAUAUUCAGUGGCUUGGAAAUUUUCUUGCAACCAUUUUCUGACUUGUGCUUUUCAAUAACCUUUUUGUGAAGUUGCUUGGAAUGUCCUUUUGUCUUCAUGCUGUAGUUUUUGUCAGGAUACUGACUCACCAGCAGUUGGACCUUCCAGGUACAGGUGUAUUUUUACUGUAAGCUAUUAAAACUCCUUGACUGCACGCGGGUCUCCAAAAACAGAUCUUCAUUUAAUUAAUGAUGUGCCUUCUAAAACCAGGUGGUUGCAUCAGUGAUGAUUUGGUGUGUUAUGUUAAAGGGGGUUGAAUAUUUAUGCAAUCAAUUAUUUUGUGUUUUAUAUUUAUAAUCACUUUGACGGAAAUAAAAGAUCUGUUUUUAUUUUGACACAAAAGUCUCUUUUUUCUGUUGAUCAGUGUCAAAAAAAAACAAAUUAAAUCCACUGUUGUAAACAAUAAAAAAUGAAAACUUCCAAGGGGGUGGGAGUGAAUACUAUUUAUAGGCACUGUAUAUUGAUUACAAACACCUCAGGGCUUCCAUAUUUUCCUACCUCCCAAAUGUUUAUGAACAGUUUUUUGAAACACUUGUUCCUGUCCAUUAACCAAUGUUAAAUCAGCAGUGGAAUCUUAUGUAAAAUACCAUGGGUAAUUGUUUUAUUUAAUUCUUUCUCAUAGUUUUCAAAGGCCUGAAAGUGUAUCUAUGCCACAUCCACAGGUUUGCCUUCGAUGCUGUUCGUGUACCUGUUUUUGUUAGAUAUUGCAUAUAGAAUUCCAUUUUAUGAACUUGUGUCCCCUUCAAAAAAUAAAUUAUUUUCUUUACCUAAUCUGGCUUGCAUGUAGCUCUGCACCCAAAACAAUGUAGGUUUCAACUGCGCUCUUUGAAGUGUACCAGGAGGUCAUGCUGUUCAAGAUUAACCAACAUAAACCUUCCCUGAGAGCUGCAUGAAGAAGCCAAGUAUUUAAUUCCCAUCUUUAUUGCAACCUGAGACGCUAGCCUUUUCAGAGAGCAGUUAAGUCAACAAGCUUGUAGGGUGUGGUGUCACAUAUGUGGAUUAUCCAUCAAAAAAUGAUGAGCCAAAUAGGUGCCUGCAAUAUUGUAGGUGGUUAAUGAUUCUAGGUUUAUUUAUUGGAAUUGCUGUCUCCCGAACCUCUAAGUUUGCAAAGUCAAUUGUUGUCAGUGGUAAAGGACCUGGCACAGGUACAUGCACAAGUAACACUCUUAAUGUAACUGUUCAGAAUCAGAAUCAGGUUUGUUAUCACCAGCGUGUGACGUGAAAUUUGUUAACUUAGCAGCAGCAGUUCAAUGCAAUGCAUAAUCUAGCAGAG
Mobula hypostoma (lesser devil ray) is the source of this 6914-nucleotide messenger RNA. RefSeq names its product signal peptidase complex subunit 3 (gene spcs3). Gene Ontology annotation, cellular component: membrane; signal peptidase complex. The record is from RefSeq and is a predicted model, not a curated record. NCBI's taxonomy places the organism in Eukaryota, Metazoa, Chordata, Chondrichthyes, Myliobatiformes, Myliobatidae. The transcript has 5 exons. Gene Ontology annotation, biological process: protein targeting to ER. The coding region runs from base 128 to 670 and encodes 180 amino acids.